This is a messenger RNA of Cuscuta europaea, 2705 nucleotides long. The record is from the annotation of a GenBank genome assembly. Lineage: Eukaryota; Viridiplantae; Streptophyta; Magnoliopsida; Solanales; Convolvulaceae.
CUAUCCUCAGCUUCUAUCCUGGUUUCUCGCUGCUACGAAAGACUUCGUAUUGUGUUUUCUCUUACGUUUGUGAGCAUAGAUCAAUUCCUUUGAAACAUGUCUACCUCACAAAGGGAUCUACUUUCGCAAGUGGAAACAACAUGUGGUACACUUCUGUAUGAAUUGCAGAUAAUAUGGGAUGAAGUGGGGGAAUCCGACUCUGAAAGAGACAGAAUGUUGCUUGAGCUUGAACAAGAGUGCCUUGAAGUUUACCGGGAAUUUGAAAUCCAUGAAAUUUGAAAUCCCUUCCUAUUCUCAGCUUCUAUCCUGGUUUCUCGCUGCUACGAAAGACUUCGUAUUGUGUUUUCUCUUACGUUUGUGAGCAUAGAUCAAUUCCUUUGAAACAUGUCUACCUCACAAAGGGAUCUACUUUCGCAAGUGGAAACAACAUGUGGUACACUUCUGUAUGAAUUGCAGAUAAUAUGGGAUGAAGUGGGGGAAUCCGACUCUGAAAGAGACAGAAUGUUGCUUGAGCUUGAACAAGAGUGCCUUGAAGUUUACCGGAGAAAAGUAGACACAGCAAACAAGUGCAGAGCUCAGCUAAGGCAGGCAAUUGCAGAUUCUGAAGCGGAUCUUGCAGCUAUAUGCUCAGCUAUGGGGGAACGACCAGUGUAUGUCCGACAGCAGUCUGAGCAAAACUUGAGGGGCUUAAAGGCAGAACUCAGAGCAAUUCUCCCAGAAAUAGAGGAGAUGAGGAAAAAGAAGUAUGAAAGAAAGAAUCAAUUUGUUGAAACGUUGGAGCAGAUUCAGAAGAUAAAAAAUGAGAUUAAUAGGUCUGGUUCCCUCUCUACCUGCAUAGCAGUGGAUGAAAGUAAUUUAUCUUUAAGAAAGCUCGAAGAAUUGCAAAGAGAACUUCAAGCUCUUCAGAAAGAAAAGAGUGAACGACUUAAGCAAAUAAUGGACCAUCUAAGUACUUUGAAUUCUCUAUGCUUGGUGCUUGGUAUGGAUUUCAAGCAUACCGUCAAUGAGGUCCAUCCAAGUCUUGGAGAAUCUGAAGGAGCAAAGAACAUUAGCGAUGACACCAUACGAGCUUUAGUUGUCGAAAUCCAGAGAUUGCGUGAAGUUAAAAUACAAAGGAUGCAACAGCUACAAGAUCUUGCAACUUCAUUGUUGGAGUUGUGGAAUUUGAUGGAUACACCAGUUGAAGAGCAACAAAUAUUUCAAAAUGUUACGUGUAAGAUUGCUGCCUCAGAAAUUGAGAUAAGCGAGCCAAAUAUGCUCUCUUUGGAAUCCAUUGAUUAUGUUGCUAAAGAAGUAUCACGUUUGGAAGAUUUUAAAGCAAGCAAAAUGAAGGAGCUUGUUUUAAGAAAGAGAACAGAGCUCGAAGAAAUCUGUCGGAAAACCCAUAUGCUCCCAAAUUCAGAUAUUUCUUUGAAUAUUAUUAUUGAAGCCUUUGAGUCAGGAGCUGUUGAUGCCAUUAGUGUGCUUGAGCAGAUUGAGCUUCAGAUAGCUCAAGCGAAGGAAGAAGCUUUUAACAGGAAGGAAAUACUUGAUAAGGUUGAAAAGUGGAUGACUGCCUGUGAGGAGGAGUGCUGGCUUGAGGAGUAUAACAGGGAUGAAAAUCGCUACAAUGCUGGCCGAGGUGCCCAUCUUACCCUGAAGCGUGCUGAGAAAGCCCGUGCCUUGGUUAAUAAACUUCCUGCAAUGGUCGAGGGACUAGCAUCCAAAAUCAAGUCAUGGGAAAAUGAGAGGGGAAUUGACUUUCUUUAUGAUGGGAUUAGCCUUCUUUCCAUGCUUGAAGAGUAUCACAUUCUGCGGCAAGAAAAAGACCAAGAGCGCAAAAGGCAGAGGGAUCAGAAGAAACUUCAGGGGCAGCUGAUAGCAGAACACGAGGCUCUUUAUGGAUCAAAACCUAGUCCAAUGAAGAACCAAACCAAGAAAGGUUCUCGGCUGUCCUGUGGUGCCGUAAGUAACAGAAGGAUGUCUGUUGGAGGCAUGCAGACUCCCAAACCUGAAAUACUACAUCCCUCAAAAGCAACUCCUAAUACGCGCCAUGCCAAGAAGACUGAGCGUGUACUUCAGUAUGACCAAUCAAACCUUUCUACAGCUGAUGAUGGGUUUUCAUCUUUAUCCACAGGUCGCAGAGGUUUGGACAUAGCUGGUGUUCCCAUGGUGCGGAAUCCUUUCUCACCAAUUUCUUCAACAGAUUCCUCCUCUAGGUCCAACAUUUUGGAAGAACUCAACAGAAAACACAAUGUGAUGAUUCAGAAAACAGUAUUUACCACACCCGUCAAGACAGUUCCCCACGUGGAAGAUGAGAACAGAACUCCUCCCAUCCCUUCAACGCCAUCAACAGUGUGUACUCCCAUGCAGACAGCUUUGACACCGGUCCCCCAUACAGGUGUUCUAUAUGGGAAGGGAGUGGAAGAAAUGGAAUACUCCUUUGAAGAGAGAAGGGCUGGAUUUGUUGUUCCAAUACUGUCUUGAUAGGGUCUUUUUAAUUUCUACUACGUAGUACUGUAGUUUUUUUGGUGUGGCAAUGUUUAGUCAGUAAAAAUAUACUUACGUUAGAGGUUGUGUGCUUUGUGUUUCAGCAUCAUUAUGCUUUGAAGCACUUAAUCCAGCCAGCAGCAUCUUUUUUUUUUUUACUUAUAAAAGUCGGAAGCGUUGCUUUGCCAUUCUUAAUAGUUAAUGGGGUUGAUUCAGAAAUGAAGCUCUUGGCUGGG